CGGGACGAGUACUUGAAGGGGAGCGGUCUCGGGGAAGCGGGAGCUCCUUUUCGCUCCUUUCGCUCCUUCUCGUUGGCUGCCCGCGUUCCUGCGUGCGUGCCAUCUGCGGAGCACCUCGUGAAAUUGACAUUGACAGUAGAAGGUAAUGUCCGGAGCUAUUUCUCUAGCGUCGAGGUACUGGUGUCUCAGCGUGCCACGCUGUGUUCCUUCUCGAGGGCUGAGUCUGACUUGUCCCGAGUCCGUAGUUCAUUAUCGGUUUCCUAGAGCACGAUUUCUGCUUCCGAGGCCUGCUCGCUCGUUUCGUCUCUUUGCUUCUAUUGGAACGAUGGCCGGAACCGAAGUAACCAACAGGCAGGUUCUUUUUAAGAAUUAUGUUGUAGGCUGGCCCAAAGAAUCAGACAUGGAGGUGGUGACAACUACCAAAAAGUUGGAGCUAAGAGAAGGGCAAAAGGAUGUAAUUCUUAAAGUCUUGUACUUGUCUUGUGAUCCUUAUCAAAGAGGGCGCAUGCGCGAUUCUUUGGAUUCCUACAUCCCACCUUUUACUCCUGGCAAGCCCCUUGACGGAUAUGGUGUUGGCAAAGUUGUCCUAUCCAAUGACCCGGACUUUAAGGAGAAUGAUAUUGUCGAGGGGUUGAUGGCCUGGGAGGAGUACUCUCUGGGUUUCAAGUUAACCAAAAUCGAGUCAGAUGCGGUUCCCGUCUCUUACUACUUGGGUGCCCUAGGAAUGGCUGGAUUCACAGCAUAUGUUGGUUUUUUUCAUGUAUGUCAACCAAAGAAGGGGGAAACAAUAUAUGUCUCAGCAGCUUCAGGAGCAGUGGGACAAAUGGUUGGUCAGUUUGCCAAGCUCUUUGGCUGCCAUGUGGUUGGCAGCGCUGGUAGUGCGCAGAAGGUUGAUCUUCUGAAAAACAAAUUUGGAUAUGAUGAAGCCUUUAAUUACAAGGAAGAACCUGACCUGGAUGCUGCUCUGAAAAGGUAUUGUCCAGAGGGUAUUGAUAUGUACUUCGAGAAUGUUGGUGGAAAGAUGCUCGAUGCUGUUCUUAUGAACAUGAAAGUUUUUGGACGAAUUGCAGUUUGUGGAAUGGUCUCACAGUACAAUAACGUGGAGCAAGAUCCUAUUUAUAAUCUUAACUACACCGUGAAGAGAAGAAUAAAAAUUCAGGGUUUCCUGCAAAGUGACUUCGUCCAUUUGAGACCUGAGUUCAAGAAAACAGUUGUUGAGUGGUUCAAGGAAAAGAAGUUAGAGUACGUGGAGGAUAUGGCCGAUGGCAUAGAGAAGGGACCGGCAGCCUUGAUUGGGAUGCUGGCAGGGAAGAACGUUGGAAAGCAAGGCAUAAAAGUUGCAGAUAAUUAGAAGAGAAAAGGAAGGAUACGGCAAUCAUUGAUCAUUUGAAGUAAGCCAAACGAUCAUUGCAAUGGUAAGCUGAAGGUGAGACCUAAAUGGAGUGAUGAUAGUUUAUUUAAAAGCUUUCACAAAGUCCAGUGUUCUGAAUCUAUGUUCAGGUAAGCUGGUUCAGGUUUUUGUAAGGUGCAUACUCAAAGAUAGUUGAGGUUUGCAACCCUUAUGUCAGAAAAAUAAACCCUGUCCACGUCGGCUGGGGAUCCACUGGACUUUUCAGCAUAUACCGUCAUCACGACGUAGUGCAGUUACCACAGAGCAGCCAUGUUUUUCCUCGGCUAGUAAAAUUUCACUUUUGCAUAUCUGCAGUCGAUGUACAGCAGUCGUGUAUUUAAAGAUCUAAAUCAUCCACGUCGUGGCGAACUCCGUAUGAAUAUUGCACUGGAAAGGAGGGAGAUGUGCACAAAUUUCUUAUUUUGUGGAAAUGUCUCAAAGUAGUAGGUGAUAGGGUACAAUUUCUUUGCAUCUGUGUAAAAGUUUAGUUCGUGAAUAGCAAAUUGGGAAUGUAUCUCUGAAGAGAUAAAAGGGUUUUGUAUUGGGAUAUAUAUUCGAUAGUAUCUAUAAUUAAAAUUCUUUGUAACUAUCAUAGAGUGUGAUCAUUGAGACGGAGAAGAUGCCGAGCAUCCCCUCCUUGAAUUGCAUACGUCGUGGGCUUAGAGGAGUCGUCUUGAGACUGAGCCCGAGCCCGAGACCGAUCUCAGUCUGAAGCCCAGGCAUGGCAAAAUGUUAAGUGCCCAGGCAUGGCAAAAUGUUAAGUGCCCCGAGCAACCAGGUGGAACGGACAAACUUCCUAUUUUCUGACUGAAGUCGUCGAUGCUGGUAAAGAGGCAGGAAAUGUAAACAGCCAAUUUUUCGGAGAUGUAUUGAAGGAGACAGUGAAGUGGUCAGCGGUUGAUACAUCCGCAGGGAAUGAUGAACCAACCUUGCUCAUUGAGGAUCAUAGAGGACAGAUUUGCUAAGUGAAAGUAACAUAUAUGAGUUUGAUGAUUCAUAUCUUGUAAUAUGUUUUAUCAUUUUCGUUGUCGACAUAGACGAGAUAUGAAGCCAUUGAGGAUACUAGACAAUAAUCCGCUAUAGUAUAGUGGGUACCAUUGAGUUGUAAGAUAUCAUAAAGUGGUUAGAUUUGGUAUCUUAUUUUCAGCGGAUGCUUAAUUUUAUGUCAUCUUCACGUUUGGAUGGUAGGGUAGGGUUUAGGUUUAGGUAGGGAUGGUAUUAUUGUAGUAUUUAAAGCGUCCAGUCUUUGGACGAUUAUCAUGAAAUUAGUUAGUAUGAGGAGACUGAGUUGUGCCGACAAUAUUUCUUUGUUUAUUAAGUCUGUUGCAGUGUUUGGUAGGGCCGGUUAUCUUUUGUACUCAUCAUAAGAUAGAGGCGAUCUGCUGACGUGUAAAGAGUUCAAAAGUUUGAACAUUUAUAUCGAAAUUGGAUUCAAUUCCUCACUUGAGUAGAG
This is a messenger RNA of Marchantia polymorpha subsp. ruderalis, 2843 nucleotides long. The record is from the annotation of a GenBank genome assembly. Lineage: Eukaryota; Viridiplantae; Streptophyta; Marchantiopsida; Marchantiales; Marchantiaceae.